GAAGUUAAGCAGUCUGAAGAUCUGGAUGUAUCCGCGUCGUGGUUUGUAUCGUUAGCAUCAUCAUUGUUGUCAACGACUAGUGAGAAUUAUAUCCAAUACAAAAACAUUUGUUUCGAAAUGAUCGAUCUGCUAGUCAGCUGCAAGAGCAAGGUAGCAUACACCAGUGGAGCGCAGGGAUUGUGGAACAGCCUGUACAUGCUCUCUCGCGUCUAUCCGGAAAGCUCUCGCUAUAUGGCAUUGAAGUUGAAUAGGCCACUUAAUGAAUGGGUACCACUUCGAGAAUGGUCUCGUUUAUACAAACUAGAAGAGAUGAAAAUGGCCUGGCACAUUCCAAAUGAAAGAGGAAAAGCAGUUAUUGAAGAGAUUCUGAAGAAGUUUCUGUUCCCUGUCAUGGACGAGAUACAAACUGUGCAUGUUGACAGAGAAAAACUGAAGAAAGCUUUCACGAUAAUCAACUCAAUUUUCACUGGUGGUGCCACAUGCUUUGCAUUGCCAACGUCUCCUCAAUAUCAAAGUCCAAGCAGUUCAUUGCCAUGGUUUAACCCUAACAUUCCAAAUUCGGCUGUUUAUAGGAUGGAUAUACACCAUCCGAAUGGCAGGAACGUUAGAGAGAUGCUCGUAGAUCUCAUUGAGAAAAUUAUCAGUCGAACAGAGACAUCUCGUCGAGAACACAGCCAAGUUCUUGUGACCAUCUGCUCGUUGCUACACUAUGUAAUUCACACUAACUACAUCGAUUCGAGUGAACUGGUGACGGCGACAGAGGAGCAGAACGAGGUUUUCGCAUUUUUGACUGAUCCGAUCCGGAAAGAAUUUCCAGCUUAUGUCUACGGGGCUCUGGCAUAUGUGUGCCACAUGAAAAAUGCGACCUCUACUGCGACACCUUUGACAGAGUUUCAUUUGCGAGUCACAAGACUUCUGAUACGUCUCGCACUUAACAUUUAUCCCGAGGUACGUCUCGCAGCGCAGACCGAACUGUUCCUUGUCUUUGCCGAAUACACCAUCUCAAGGGAGGCUGUUCUUGACAACGUGAUACCGGUGCUGACUGAUGCGAAUUCGAUCAAAGAAAAGAUCAGGGUC
Messenger RNA from Ostertagia ostertagi, 1077 nucleotides. The record is from the annotation of a GenBank genome assembly. Lineage: Eukaryota; Metazoa; Nematoda; Chromadorea; Rhabditida; Trichostrongylidae.